This is a messenger RNA of Quercus robur (English oak), 1402 nucleotides long. Its product is annotated as rust resistance kinase Lr10-like. The record is from RefSeq and is a predicted model, not a curated record. Gene Ontology annotation, biological process: protein phosphorylation. The transcript has a single exon. The coding region runs from base 1 to 1047 and encodes 348 amino acids. NCBI's taxonomy places the organism in Eukaryota, Viridiplantae, Streptophyta, Magnoliopsida, Fagales, Fagaceae. Gene Ontology annotation, molecular function: ATP binding; protein kinase activity.
AUGUAUGAUGCUAUUGAAGAAUUUCUGCAAAGCCAAAUUAACCUCACGCCAAUUAGGUACUCUUACUCAAAUAUUAGAAAGAUGUCCAAAGGUUUCAAGGACAAAUUAGGUGAAGGAGGCUAUGGCUCUGUAUAUAGAGGAAAGCUUGAAAGUGGCCCUCUAGUAGCUAUAAAGAUGUUGGGUAAUCCCAAAGCUAAUGGGCAAGAAUUUAUCAAUGAAGUUGCAACAAUUGGAAGGAUUCACCACAUGAAUGUGGUGCAACUCAUUGGUUUUUGUGUUGAGGGACCAAAACGUGCCCUUAUAUAUGAAUUCAUGCCUAAUGGUUCUCUUGAAAAAUACAUUUUUUCUCGAGAAGGAAGUAUUCCCUUAAGUAUUGAAAAAACAUAUAAGAUUUCUCUUAGAGUGGCUCAUGGGAUUGAAUAUCUACAUCAAGGAUGUGACAUGCAAAUUCUGCAUUUUGAUAUUAAGCCUCAUAACAUUCUUCUCAAUGAGAACUUCAUUCCCAAAGUUUCUGAUUUUGGGCUUGCAAAACUUUAUUCAACGAAUGAUAGCAUAGUGUCGUUGACUGCUGCAAGAGGAACAUUAGGAUAUAUAGCUCCAGAGUUGUUCUAUAAAAACAUUGGAGGGGUCUCCUAUAAAGCUGAUGUUUAUAGUUUUGGCAUGUUAUUGUUGGAAAUGGCAAGCAGAAGAAAGAACGUGAAUGCAUCCGCAGACCAUUCAAGCCAAAUUUACUUCCCAACUUGGGUCUAUGGCCAAUUUAGCGAAGGAAAUUACAUAGAAAUAGAAGAUGCCACAGAGGAGGAGAAGAAAAUUGUUAAGAAGAUGAUCAUAGUUGCAUUAUGGUGCAUACAAAUGAAGCCUAGUGACCGUCCUUCAAUGAACAAGGUUGUAGAAAUGCUUGAAGGAGAAGUUGAAUGCUUACAAAUGCCUUCCAAGCCUUUCCUAUCAUCAUCACCAGCGAGACCAACAGGGGAUGUAGGAGACAAUUUAAAUUCAACUAGUUCAUCAUUUCAAUCAGGUGAAUCAAAUCAAUCGGCUAUACUUUAAAUGCAAGGGAAAGUUAACAUCACAGUGGAACUGGGGCAAUUAUUCUUCACAUAUAUGAUAGCAUAAAGACAUUUUAUAUUUUUGUGUGACAAAUAAUUGGUCCCUUGAUUUAUGAUAACUAUCCUUACCUACAACAAAUUUUCUUUUUUGCUUAGUGUGUGGUAUAUUUAUUUGUUAAGGUCUUUUUAAGAGGAAAAAAAUAUUUAUAACUUUAUAAUUGUGAAUGUGUAGUUGAUUAAGUUAAUAAACAAUGCUGAAAAACCGGGCAAUAUAUUUUGGAGUGGCAAUAGCCCAGUUGUAGAAAUUGCUUUACUCCUAUUUAUAUAUUCAGUAGUCAUAUGCAUGGUUAGCAAUU